This is a messenger RNA of Chaetomium globosum CBS 148.51, 1326 nucleotides long. RefSeq lists its product as uncharacterized. The record is from RefSeq and is a predicted model, not a curated record. The transcript is spliced from 2 exons. The coding region runs from base 1 to 1326 and encodes 441 amino acids. Lineage: Eukaryota; Fungi; Ascomycota; Sordariomycetes; Sordariales; Chaetomiaceae. Gene Ontology annotation, molecular function: protein binding.
AUGAAAGUCGAUAAUGACGCUGUCGCUACUCUCCGGGAAGCUUCCCUAGACAAGUUCGUCGGAGGCAUCUGGGAGCAGAUCUACGGAGGCAUCGAUCUCGACCCCCAAAGUAUCUUGGAGCAGUGGCAAGCCGCCGCGUCCGCUGCAAGCGCAACGGACGCCCCGCCCCAAACUAUCCGCGAACACCCCGCGGCCCUCAACCUUAGCACCUCCGGGCUCUUACCCGCCACCGCUUUCCCGGCCGACGUAAGCGGCUCGUUCAACCAGAGCAACAUCCUCUGUCGCAAAGUUACCCAAGCAAGCCGCACCUUUCGAUCUAUCGAAGUGGUUGUCCAGGCCCGUUGGAUCGAGCACUUUGAGGCCUACGUCAAGACCCUCGCCGCAUCUAACCCCUCCACGUCAGUUACGAAGCACCGCAAAGCAGCACUGCUAGAAGCCUGCCAGGACUUCAGCUGGACCGAUAAGGACCUGCGCAACCGUAUGCGCAUAUGGAGCGGCUACAAAGAGAUCAAAGACGCAGGGGGCUGGGCGGCCCUCGUCUUCGCCGGCAUGGGCAUCUACCGCUUCUGCAAAUACCGCGUGGGCUUCGACGCCGACAGCAUGCAGACGCUCCAGACCCUCCGGCCGCGGCUCGAGGUCGCCGCCGACACGCUACACCCCAACUGGCGGCGGCUGCUGGCCGUAGUCGGCGAGCCUACGGAACGGCGCUUCACGGGCCACCCACACGACUGGGUCGUCUUUCCCUGCGGCGCCGCCGUCUCCGACCCCAUACCGCUGCGCUCGACUUACCUCGGCCGUGAUCCGCUCUUCAGCUUCGAGCACCUCGACGAGUCCAUAGUGGACGUCCACGCCUGGGGCGGCGACGAUCCGCGCUACGUGCCGCCACUACCUCCCACCACCACCACAACAACAACAGCCGCGACCUACCCCAGACCAACCUCCACAUACACAUGCCGCACCUGCCACCAAGUCCAAUCCGACGACCCAAAACUCAACAACUGCUUCUGCUUCCCCUCCCUCUUCGGCAGCGGCCCACGGGCGGCCAGCCCCGUGCAAAUCUUCCGCACGUCCAACGGGCGCAACAACGGGCUGCAAGCGCUGGUGCCAUUUGAGCGCGGGGCGGCGGUGGGGGAGUUUGUCGGGCUGGUGACGCGCGGCCUGCAGGACGUGGACGUGUUCAACGGGGCGGCGGGCAGUCGACCGUACCAGAUCUGGCAGGGCCGGCAGGGCAACUACACGCGGUUCGUGAAUCAUAGUUGUCGGCCGAACGCGCAGUUUCAGAGUUUUGUGUGGAUGGGGGCGGAGCGGAUCGUGUUGCGCACCUAG